GUAUUAGGAAUAGGUGAUAGUAGGCCGUCAGCCAAGACGAUGUCGUCUUCUGGUAAUGGUCGUUCGAAUAAUGAUCGUGCAGAUCAAUUGCGACGCGAAGAGCAGGAAAGGAAGGAUCGGGAACUAGCGGAACGACUUCAAAGAGAACAAUCCGAUGAUACACCACCAGCAGUUGCCAGAAGAGGUCGAAACAGAGCUGCAGCACGAGAAAGAGCAAGUCCAUAUUCACGUUCACGGAUAAGAAGCACCGCAGGAACGUCAGAUGCUGGACCAUCUUCAUCCAGCUCAGUCAGAGGUCGAGGCACCAGAGGAACAACGUCUGCAAGACGUGGAAGAGGAUCGGCAAGGGGUGGUGAAGCGACGAUGAAUCGAACACGUGCAAAUCAGCAAAUAUCCGAGAGUCCGAACCGGCGUCGUUCGACACGCCAGACAAGAAAUCCUAACCCUCAAAUGCAAUUUGAAGGAGAUCGUGUUCAAGUACGCCAGGGAGAUGAAAUACGUGAUAUAACGGCGGAAACCUAUUUCCCAGAUGACGACGAUGACAGUGAUUAUACGCAGAGCGACAAUGAAGAAGAAGAAGAACGAAAUGCGACGAUUACAAUCUCAUCAUCUGAAUCUGAUGCAGACUCUGAGGCUGAAUCUGAUCAUGAAGAAAGAGACAUGCCACGUGCAUUUAAUCCAAGAGGAUCAUAUGCAAGAAGCGGAAGAGGUCCAGGAGGCCGUGGUAGAGUGAUAACACCUGGAAGAUAUCGUGGAAGUGGCCAACACAACAUCAGUGCAGAUUAUAUACGUGAUCUACUUCAUUCCCGUAUAUAUCCUGAUAAUCCACGAAGAGAUCCACUUUACCGUUCUGGAUUGAAUAAUGAAGAUGAAAGUGAUCCUGAGAAUGUAGACGCAGAUUCUGAUGAUGAUGAAGCUCAAUCAAAUGGUUCAUCAGUUAUUGAUCUAAGUGAUGAUGAUGAUGUUCUGAUUAUUGGUGGAAGGGGAGCAGUUCAUGCCGAUAGAAAUCACAUAAGACAACCGAUAUUCGACGAAGAUCGUGUCAUGUACAAUCAUGAACUAGAAUUGUAUCAUGAUGAAGAAGAAUAUAUCGUUCCAGCUGCAAAACCAGUGUCAGCUGGAGGAAAACUAGUUGAACCAGAUUCCACGUGGGGAGAUUGUACAAUGUGUUCCAAUCCACCAAUAAAACCACAAGGAUGCAAAAAGUGCCUACAAUUCCUUGGAUGUACAGAUUGUGUUCGUCGUUGGUAUGCAGCCCGUAAAGGUUCAAUGGAAGGAUCAUCAUGUCCACUUUGUCGUGCUCCUUGGACUGGUCGUGCCGGUGUUCUGAUGAUGACAACAAUUCAGAAAAAUGUGAAGAAAGCCGGUAUAACAUCAGCAAACACUUCAUCCGAUUCAUCUUUGCCUUCUACUUCGAGUCUCCCAAACAAUUGAUCUUAAUUUCGGUUAUUCCUCCCAUAUUGUACCAAGAUUCUCAUUCAUUCUUAUAUUUUAUAGUUGUGUGCGUUAUCAUGUGGUUAUUUAAAUUAUACUUACUUUUUUGUCAAAUUGAUGUCUUACAUGACAACUUGUAAAGUAUUGAUUCCAC
Messenger RNA from Caenorhabditis elegans, 1588 nucleotides. It is a transcript of the gene T24D1.2, whose product is annotated as RING-type domain-containing protein. NCBI's taxonomy places the organism in Eukaryota, Metazoa, Nematoda, Chromadorea, Rhabditida, Rhabditidae. The record is from RefSeq and is marked reviewed. The transcript is spliced from 6 exons. Bases 40 to 1434 code for a protein of 464 amino acids.